Messenger RNA from Saccharomyces kudriavzevii IFO 1802, 2667 nucleotides. It is a transcript of the gene LEU3, whose product is annotated as leucine-responsive transcriptional regulator LEU3. The record is from RefSeq and is a predicted model, not a curated record. Gene Ontology annotation, biological process: regulation of DNA-templated transcription. The coding region runs from base 1 to 2667 and encodes 888 amino acids. Gene Ontology annotation, cellular component: nucleus. The transcript has a single exon. NCBI's taxonomy places the organism in Eukaryota, Fungi, Ascomycota, Saccharomycetes, Saccharomycetales, Saccharomycetaceae. Gene Ontology annotation, molecular function: DNA-binding transcription factor activity, RNA polymerase II-specific; zinc ion binding; transcription cis-regulatory region binding.
AUGGAAGGAAGAUCUGAUUCCGUAGCGACCUCACAAUCGGGAAGUGAGAUGAGCCACAGUGAAAACAAGAACAGGGCCGGGAUGAUUGCCAGGAAGAGGAAGUUCGCCUGUGUGGAAUGUCGGCAGCAGAAAUCAAAAUGCGAUGCUCACGAAAGAGCACCAGGACCAUGUACUAAAUGUGCGAAAAAGAAUGUCCCAUGCAUUUUAAAACGGGACUUUAGAAGAACUUAUAAGAGGGCAAGGAAUGAAGCUAUCGAAAAACGAUUUAAGGAACUUACUAGAACUUUGACUAAUUUAACAUCGGAUGAAAUUUUGAAGAAAAUUGAGGAGGAACAAGAGAUUGUUUUAGAUAAUAGCAACUUUACGAAGGAAAAAGUAAAACGACUCAGGAAAAGUGCGUUCGAGUCGACAGAUAUAGAAUCAAGAUCAUAUAGAACACUUCGAGGAGAACCGAUUGCUUACAAUACCAACAGAAAACACACUGAUUCUUCUCCUUUAACACUCUUAAGUCCAUCGACAAACUCUGAUUAUGUGCAACCCAUAAACGUCAUGACAGAGGAACAACUCAAGUGCUUGCCUAAAAGUCUAGGUGAUGUAUAUUUGUCAAGCAGCGAUAUUGCUGAGUUGUUUCAAGAAUUUGCGACUAAAUAUCAUCAGUUUUUACCGGUAGUCGACCUUUCAAAAGGAGCAGAACGGAUCUAUCACUUAUCUCCAUGCUUAUUCUGGGUCAUCCUGCUCAUUGGUUUGAGGCGAAAAUUUGGAGCUACAGACUUAAUGACUAGAUUGUCUGUGUUGGUAAAGUCCGUUUUAUCAGAAAUUACCAUUUCCCCAAUCAUCCGAUAUACUCCAUCGGAUAAUGACGAACCAGUUUUAAACGUAGCAUCUGUGUACUCGGUACAAGCGUUUCUUUUAUACACUUUCUGGCCCCCUUUAACUUCCUCGUUAAGCGCUGACACUUCGUGGAAUACCAUAGGGACGGCAAUGUUCCAGGCGCUCCGAGUGGGGUUAAAUUGUGCUGGGUUUUCGAAAGAAUAUGCUUCUGCAAAUUUGGAGUUAGUUAACGAGCAGAUACGAACUUGGAUUUGCUGCAAUGUAGUAUCUCAAACGGUGGCAUCAUCGUUUGGAUUUCCAGCUUAUGUUUCCUUUGACUACAUAGUAAUAAGCUCUACCAGAAUGUCGAACUCGAAAAGUCAGGUAGAUAUAUCAAAAGAACUAAGACAAAUGGCCCAAAUUGCAAGAUUUGAGAACCAAAUCGUAAACACAAUGAACUCCACCCCGGCAAGUGCCACGGGGAUGGUAAGUCAAGAGGAAAAACAGCCCUUGCUGCACGUCCUUAAUCAACAGCUAAGCCAGCUAGAAGUCAGUCUUGAAGAAAAUAAUCUAGAUGAUAUUAGAAAAUUUCUGUUACUAGUGGCAAAAGUCCACUUGUUAACAUAUUAUUUCACUGAUAUUACGUCUCAGAAUGCCCGAAAAUCAAAUGGAAAUAUUUAUCAGGGAUCGUAUUCUGUAAUCGAACUCGACACGAGUUUUGAGACAAAGCGUGGAUUAGUGAAAGUUUAUAAUGCUGCCGUAAACUUUCUUAUACAUGCCAAUAAUAUGUGGGAACAUGACUCUACUAUAAUCAAAUACUUUCCAGGGCUGUUCGUGUUGAACAUAUGGCAAUCAGCCUGUAUUAUUAGUAAACUCAUACAUUCAUCACUUCAUUCGAUGCUAGACAUUAACUCCGGUAAAAAGGCUUACAACAACGCAAUUUCGCUAACAUUUAACGCCUCAGUUUUGAAAUAUGAUAUGGCAUACAGGUCAUCUGGGAUAAUGCGAAGUAUAUGGAGCUUAUUUGCGAAUAUGUACGAUGCAUGGAAAAACGGUCAAAAGGAAUGUGAGGGAAAAUUGGAAAAUGACUUCAACUUGGGGAUUACCAUAAAGUCCAGGAUGUCGGUAAACGUCUUCUUUGAUUGUUUGUAUAUCUUGAAAGAGAAAUGUGGUAUGGCCAAAUUAGAAAGAGAAACAAAGGUUUCUACGGCAUAUAACGUCGAUGAGGAAGAUGAAGACGAAGAAGAAGAAGACGAAGAGGGGGAAGAGGAGGAAGAGGAGGAGGAAGCAUUGACCGGUAAUGUUCCAGAAAGUGUGGAUAACCAGCCAAUAAGAACUAGGAAAUUUACUAAUGUUAGACAUCCAGAAAAGAAGGCAAGGAGGAUCAUUGAAACCAUUCCCCUUGACCCAAAUCCGAUCAAUGCGGGUUCUACCAGCAGCGGAAGCUCCUUGACAACCCCAAAUAGUCAAGUAGCAAAUACUAUAUCAUACAGAGGUAUCCUGAGUAAAAUGUCUCCCAGAGAGCAGCUGAAUCGUGCGAAGCUAGAUUCCGAGGCUAUUACAGAAAUAAAGGAACUUGACAUUAUUAAUGAGCCUUUGCCAAUGGCGGCGGACGUUGAACACUUGGCAAGUCAACCAUCUCUUCCAGUGGCACAAGUGCAAGAAAACGCACAACAGACGGCACAGACCAACUCUCUCUUGGAAGCGUAUCCCUUAGUCCAAGAACAUCCUGCUGCAAGUGGAAACAAAGAAUCACCUAAUUCCAUCAUGGCGAAUUGGGAUAACUGGGAAUCCGAUAUGGUUUGGAGAGAUGUUGAUAUUUUAAUGAACGAAUUUGCGUUCAAUCCCAAGGUUUGA